AUUGGCUUUUAGAUAUAUUUUCUGCGGUGAGUCUCCGUCGCGUGUUGAGAUGACGCGUGCGUUGAAAUCUUUUACGGGAAGAUUUUGUUUGAGGAAUUACGAUGCUUGUUUUUGUGAAAUGUCUUCUGAUUUUCCAUUCGGUAAGAUCAAAGCGGUCGUCGAGUACAUUGAAGUUGCCGCGCACUCGAUACACGAUUAUUUGUUAUUUAGUUAUGAUUUGUCGGUAAAAUACAAAGUAGCAAUAUCUGUUUGUUUUCCUUGACUCGUGUUCUCGACGACGUUGGCGUCGGUAUUGCGCCCUGACACCUCCUCUCCAUGUACAUCAUACACUACUCUGUCAUCACUAUUUCAGUGUUAUUAAAUAUAAGUAGCUUGUUAAGGUGCAAAAUGUCAGCGGCCGACUUAGAACCCUCGAGCGGUUUUAAUAUAAGAUAACAUCAAAUUAAUAGUUUAUCUAUUAAUGUAGGAAUAUGGACGUAUUUAUCAUAAAGACAAUCUCCGGCACUUAAUUGCCGUAUUAACGGUUAUAAGAACCGACCAUAGAAAAGAAAAACGGUGAACAGACGGCCGGAUUUUGUGCGGCAGCGGCACGAAAGCGGCGCGUGUGGGACACGAUCGUUGCGCGUAACGUCGCCGUCCAUCUCGUCCUAGCGUAGGUUUACCUGUAUGUAUGACAUAAAUGCGCUAAGAGCGUCAUGUCUGCCACAUAAUUUAAAGAACACUAAUAAUAUGGUCAGCUCUCUGUUUGUGCGGGGGUUACCACAAUUAAAACACACGGUGGGACAUCGGUGAGGGGGCGUGGGGGCGCUUUCUAAUUAGUGAAAGAGUGACGUCUGCUUGGGCACAGACAAUAUUUUUUUGUAACAUUACACAAUGAUGUUGUUAAACAUACAAAUGAAAUCCAUAAUACUACAAAUCUGAAAAUUAAAAAACUGUAUAGAAUCGGCGAUAACAUGUUGUGUCGACAGUUUCGACCUCCGAGCUCCGAGUUUGUCACGUAUUGUGUGACACUUGACUUAAAUAAUGAAUUUCUAAGGGAUUAAGAAGCCAUUCAGCUCGUUGACUUAAGCCGUAAAUGCUAAUUGGCUUCAAUUUGUCCUAAUUCUGAUCUGUUCCGUUUGGCGCGAUACAUUCUGUUGAGUUAAUUUAAAAAUAUUUUUGUAUCAAGUCAAAUAGCGUAUUUAACUAACGCCGCUUCAAACAGUACAAACGAAGUAACGUGACCUGUGUAUCGACGCCGCCGGCUGCUCCGUUGGCCAGACAUUGCCAGCACACGUCAUACGUCGACAAGUUGACAAUGUCUGUGCAACAGACAUCUUGAUACAUUCAAAUGUUAUAAUAUACCCAGGUAAGUUGUUAGUGCGGCGGCUCCGGUGCGGGUGCUCUGCUGCUUAACCGUAAGACCGUAAUUGGAAUGUGUGUCAAGUUUCCCCGCGCGCCCCGCUCGUCCCGCGCCCGCCCCGCCGCGUCGUGUCACGGUCACACGACACACUAUUCAUUAGCAGCUCCGAGUGAGACAUCUUGCGACGACCUACCAUCCCCCACCCCCCGCACACUCAUUAACAUCACCUCGACAAUGCACUUUCAAUAACCUACAACCGCUCACGCGACACUAGCGGUUCGACGUGAUAAUAAUAAGGGCUACAAUUGCAUAUAAUUGUGUAUUGAAUAAAUUACACACUUGUUCAUUUCGCAAGCGAAUUCGUCACGCGCGAGUCGGUGCAGGAAUGCGCGGGUGUUAGCUAAUCGCCUUCGAGUACAUAUUACACUUGUGUUGUGUAGUGUACAACACGGCCGUGAGCUCUCGCUAUGUACGACAUGAGGCGUCGCCGCCCGUACCGCCCGUACCGCGCCACGCCAUGGUCAACAUUUUAUUGACAGAGCUAAUUCACGUCUCACACAAAGCGCUGAGCUGCAGUUAUCUUUAGUGUUUCUAGCAAAUAAUGGACAUAAAGAUAAAGCAAUUAAAGUGAACGAUAACGCGUUGGCCCUGUGUCCGCCACACAACACACAACACGCGAGCAAACACAAUAGCCGGCAACGCCGCACAGAUAUUUAGUGACUGCAACCGAGAGCAACCGAGUAUCAGUGCCACGGGGAUGUGUGGCCACUUUGCGUGAGGGCUCGAAGGAUGGCGAUGCGCGGGGGCGGGGGCGGGGGCGGGGCCGGUGGCGGGGGCGGGGGCAUGGGGGACACUCAACGUGCGCUCGAGCAGUUCGAACAGCUGGCGGGACUCCGAGUGUACGUGCUGGAGCACCUAGCCACGUUCACGGUGACGCGCGAGACCGGCAUUGUGUACCCGGCGGACGGCAUGCGUCGGCUGCUGCAGCUUGAGAAGACCAACGGAAUAUGGAGUCAAAAAAUGCAACUGUGCCUGGAGGACCAGUGGGUGCUGGUCAUGGACUAUGAGACUGGGAGCAUAAUGGAGCGCUUCCCGGCGUCGCAUGUGCACUCGCCAACGGCGUUCACGUCGCCUGAGCCGGGCGAGCUGUACAACAACGUGCUGGCCUUCGUGGCGGGCGCACCAGACGCGCCGGACGCGCGCCGCGAGCUGCACAUCUUUCAGUGCCACGACGUGCCCGCGCACGCUCUCGUCGAGGAGCUCAACGCGCUCAAGGGCGUGGGCGGCGCUGCGGGGGAGUCCGGACGGGACUUCAUCAUCGAGCGGGAGCGAGAGAGGGAGAGAGAAAACGAGAUGGAGCGCCCGCGCCGACAGCAAAUGGCGGCGCAGCUGGGGCGCGAACGCGGCGAGCGCGCGGGCUCGGGCGGUGAACGCGAUGACGCGUCGUCAACGGGUUCGGAGCGGCUGUACGAGCAGGACAUUGCAAUACUCAAUCGGUGCUUCGACGAUAUCGAGAAGUUCAUAGCGCGGCUACAGCACGCGGCUGCGGCGUCGCGUGAGCUGGAGCGGAGGCGGCGCGGCGGGCGGGGCGCGCGGCGCGCUGGCGACGGAAUGUUGGCGCUUCGCACACGUCCGCCGCCCGAGCGGGACUUCGUCGACGUGCUGCAGAAGUUCAAGCUGUCGUUCAAUCUACUAGCGCGGCUGCGCGCACACAUCCACGACCCGAACGCACCGGAGUUGGUACACUUUCUUUUCACGCCGCUGGCGCUAAUCGUGGACGCGGCGCAGGACGCGGCAGAUGGUCGGCUGGCGGCGCGCGUCGUGCAGCCGCUGCUGACGCGCGACGCGCUGAACUUGCUCGCCAACUGUGUCACCAGCAAGGAGACCGAACUCUGGCACUCGCUGGGCGACGCAUGGCUCGUGCCGAGAGAACAAUGGAAGACCGCGAUCCCUCCAUACCAGCCGGUGUUCAUGGACGGCUGGUCCCCGGACUACCAGGUGGACGACCAGCCAUUGCGCAGGGCGUCGCCGCGACGCGAAUCAUCGCGCGGGGAGCUGCGGGAGGAGGUGCGGGGUGAGGCGCGGGGCGAGAGCGCGGCGCGGGGCGAAGGGGCAGAGGGGUAUGGGUACGAACGCGACGAGCCAGACCUCUACUCCGAGCAGUACGGCUCCUACCCGAGGAACACGCGGUCGCGUGCGCGCGAGGACUCCGGCUCGGCGGCGUCGUCGCCCGAUCGUAGCGCUCCCGACCGCGGCGUACCCUACCGCGGCCCAGACAGGGACGAUGACGAUCUGGGCGAGGCGUGGGCGCGGGGCGUGGCGGCGCGCGGCGGACGCGUAGUGCGCGUCACCUACCCUCGUACCGCCAACAACGACAAGGAGCUGUCCGUGGUGCGCGGCGAGUACCUGGAGGUGCUGGACGACUCGCGCAAGUGGUGGCGCGCGCGCAACCGGCGCGGCGUGUCGGCGCACGUGCCGCACACAAUCGUGGCGCCCGCCUUCUCCCCGCCCGGCUCCCCGCAGCCCGCGCGCAGCCCCCCGCACCUCUACCCCAACCCCAUAUACACCAUGUACCAGGAGGGAGGCGGGCGCGGGUCAGGCGGCAGCAGCCCGACGGGCGCGCCGGAGAGCCCCGCCCCGCCCCCGCCGCCGCCACUGCCGCCGGCGCCCGCGCAGCCGCCGCCGCCGCCGCCGCAGCCGCCCGCACCCCCCGCACCCCCCUCCGUCAACAAAACUGACACCAUCAAAUCGAGCCGGUCGACGGGCAGCGAGCUGGCGGACGAGCUGAAGGUGGUGCUGCCGCAGAUCCAGCAGCGCCGCCUCGACUUCAAGAAGACGCCCGACAUCUUCAUUCACCAGAAAUCGAACCCGGACGAGGUGGUGGCGUGGCUGGAGGCGAAGGGGUUCAGCGCGGCGGCGCAGCGCCAGCUCCGUGUUCCCGGCCACCAGCUGUUCGCGCUGAGCCGCGCGCAGCUGGAGCGCGCGCUCGGCCACGACGAGGGCAAGCGUCUCUACAGCCAGGUGCUCGUGCAGAGGAACGUCUCCGGGUACAAGACGACGUCGGCCUCCGAGUUGCAGAGCAUCCUGCGCAAGGUGCGCGAGAAGGUGGAGGUCACCUGAGCGGGAGGACGAUGUUGGGAGAACAUAUUAUUAUUAUUAUUUAUUUGUUUUUACUAGGUAAAUGAAAGUAAUAAAGUGAUUUGUAUUCA
Messenger RNA from Papilio machaon (common yellow swallowtail), 4551 nucleotides. RefSeq names its product epidermal growth factor receptor kinase substrate 8. The record is from RefSeq and is a predicted model, not a curated record. Gene Ontology annotation, cellular component: plasma membrane. NCBI's taxonomy places the organism in Eukaryota, Metazoa, Arthropoda, Insecta, Lepidoptera, Papilionidae. The coding region runs from base 2132 to 4462 and encodes 776 amino acids. Gene Ontology annotation, molecular function: actin binding. The transcript has 16 exons. Gene Ontology annotation, biological process: regulation of Rho protein signal transduction; Rho protein signal transduction.